Molecule: messenger RNA, 1505 nt
Organism: Macadamia integrifolia
Lineage: Eukaryota; Viridiplantae; Streptophyta; Magnoliopsida; Proteales; Proteaceae
Product: protein DEFECTIVE IN EXINE FORMATION 1-like
Exons: 7
Coding region: 243-1433 (396 amino acids)
Source: RefSeq, a predicted model, not a curated record
UUAUAACCCGACGUUUCUGUUCGGAGGACAACCAACCGUCCUGUCCUCUAUGGAAAUAUGCCAAAUCCCCGUCUGCUCGAAAAAAUUUCAGAACCCUAUCUAGGGUUUUAUAUCGAUGACACCCCGGGAUUCUUCAGAGUCGUCCUUUAAUUAUCUACCAGCUUUUCUUUAAAUUCUUCGGUUGCUUUCCUCUACUGCAAACGGCAGAGAUCUUUUCUUUUUUUUUUUUUAGUUCGGAUCCGAUGAAAACGACAAUUCUGCUGCUUGUUUUCCUUGUCUCUAUUUCUUCGAAUCUCAUUCACGGCAUAUCUGAUUCACAACCAGAUGAAACGAAGAAAAAUAAGUUUCGGGAGCGAGAUGCAAGCGAUGAUGCCCUCGGAUAUCCUGUCAUAGACGAGGAUGCUUUGUUGAACACACAAUGCCCCCGUAAGUUGGAACUAAGAUGGCAGACGGAAGUCAGCUCUAGCAUAUUCGCGACCCCUUUGAUUGCCGAUAUCAACAGUGAUGGGAAGCUUGACAUAGUGGUGCCGUCUUUUGUUCACUACUUGGAAGUGCUAGAGGGUUCUGAUGGAGAUAAAAUGCCAGGGUGGCCUGUCUUUCAUGAGUCAACCGUUCAUUCCACUCCUCUCCUAUUUGAUAUUGAUAAGGAUGGUGUAAGAGAAAUUGCUUUGGCUACCUUCAAUGGUGAAGUGCUUUUUUUCAGAGUCUCAGGCUACUUGAUGACUGAAAAGCUGGAGGUACCUCGGCGGAAGGUUCGUAAAGACUGGUAUGUGGGCUUACAUCCAGACCCAGUGGACAGAUCCCAUCCAGAUGUUGAUGAUAAAUUGCUUGUUCAUGAGGCCACUGACAUGAAAUUAUCGUCUCAAACUAAUGGAGGUACACCUGGAUCAAACACCACUUUGACCAUGCAAGAUAAGCAGGGAUUCUCAGUGAAUAUGUCUCACCCAGAGAAUGAAGAGAAGCUAAAUUCUACUCAGACAAAAAUAGACAUUAAACUGCCAACUGGUAAUUCAUCUAGAGAUGCUGAAUCAAAAGGCACCAUGAAACCAGAGAAUGUGACAGUUUCAAGGAGGCUUCUUCAAGAUACUGACUCAAAGGGACAUGAGAGUGGUUCUGAAUCAAAAACUUCUGAUGGGGAUGUGAAGGGUGCAACUGUUGAAAAUGAUGCCGCUUUGGAAGCAGAUGCUGAUUCAUCUUUUGAGUUAUUCCGUGAUAAUGAUGAGCUAGCUGAUGAGUACAACUAUGACUAUGAUGAUUAUGUUGAUGAUUCCAUGUGGGGAGAUGAGGAGUGGACUGAACAGCACCACGAGAAAAUGGAGGAUUAUGUGGAUAUUGACUCACACAUCCUAUGCACUCCAGUUGUAGCAGAUAUUGACAAUGAUGGGAUAUCUGAGAUGGUUGUUGCUGUAUCAUACUUCUUUGAUCACGAGUAAGUUAUCUUCUUUCAUGCUAGAUCUCCACUCUCUCCUAUUUUAUUCAUUCAUUCUCUCUCUCCCCUCUAUACU